CUUCCCUUAUUAUUUAACUACUUCUUUUACUUGUGCAAUAUGAUUCAUAUUUAUGUUAGUUGUUUAUGGAGUUGUGAUCUAAAUUUUUUUUUAAAAAAAUCCUUAUUAGAUGCAUUUUGAUUUCAGUUUAUUAUCAUUGCUUUACUUUGUCAAUAUGCUACUUGUUUAAGCGGGUUUAGUGAUUCUUAUAUGGUCAGUUUAGUAUUAGCAAGAGGUUUGCUAUUGAUAGCUUGGUUCAUUGUUGGAUUUUUUUACGCUUUAUUGUGCGUAGGCUAGAACUUGGAUGUGUUUUGGUUGGAAUAGGAAUUUAUUUUGCUUUAUGUCCAAUGUAGGACUAUUGGAUGGUAUGAACUCAUGUGUUGGAUAAUUUUAGUUUUCGUUUUUAAAAAAAUGAUUCUUAUUGAAUUACAAUGGCUUUAUUAGAAAUAUGUAUGUUUAAGGGGUUAUGAUAAUCUUUUGAACAUUAAUUUGUAUUAUGGUUCUAUAAUGUAUUUUGUAAAUUAUUUUGUUUUUUCAUGAAAGGUUACAUGUAGUUGUUUUAUUUUAUAUUUUUAUAUUUUGAUUUUUGUUAUCAAACUCCCAUCUUUGUUAACUAUACAAAUCAUAUUGCUUCUUUUAUUUUAUUAAUGUUACAUCAAUUUACUUUGAAAUGGUAUAAAUAUAAUUUUUUAGUGUAAGUUAUAAAUAAUUUAAUCAAUAUUGUAAAAUAUAAAUAAUAAGUAUUUUAGAAAACAUGUUGUAAAAAUUAUAAGUAUUUAUCAAGUUAGAAGCAUGUGACAUAACAUAUGUUUAAAUCUCUUAAUAAAGAAUGUGAAAUGUUCAUGAUGAUGUUGAAAGCACUUUGGAUGAUAGUGUUCUAGAACUGUUUAGGGUUGAUCAUGGACAUGCUUCUACUGGUGGAGUUCGUCGCUAUUUGGAUGAAAAAGAACUACAACGUGCCCAUUUAUAUGUUUUGGGAAAUAGCGGUAUUCUGGAACCAUAUGAGAAGUAUUAAAUUUGUAAAUUAUCACACUCACUAAGAUUUCAUUGAAUUUUACAUCGUAUCCAAUGUCGACCACCUUCAUUAAUACUCUUUCUCUGGUUAUAUGGAAGGGGGUUUGAGGACCACAUUUUUUAAAUGCAACCCACUAUUCGCAAAGAAGAUGUGUGGAUUAAACAUGAAGCUGAAUUCCUCGAGUGGUUUAGGUUGAAAAUGAGUGAUUCAAGAAAAGCCAAAUGAUGAAAUAUUGUUUGCUUUGGCUAUGGGCCCAUCUAAGCGAGUGCGUACUUGGAGCCAAUUCUAUGUGAAUGGAUACAAAUUCCAAACUUAUGGCCAUGGAAAACAUAAGUCAACAAUGAAUUAUAGAGUAAGUGUAUCCAAUGAAGAUGGUGGUGAUUAUUUUGGGUUUCUAGAGGAUAUCAUCGAGUUGGAGUUCACUAGUGCCCUACGGACUUAUAAGACUGUUCUUUUCAAAGUGCAGUUGAAUGGAUUCCACUAGGGGUAUGAACAUUGAUCAAUACAAGCUUGUAGAAGUCAAUCAUACCAAAAAAUACCCCAAGUACGAUCCAUUUGUGCUUUCUUACCAAGCAAACCAAGUCUAUUAUGCACCUUACCCAAGUCUGAAAAGAGACAAGGCUCAAAGGUGGGAAGUGUUCAAGACAAAGGCGAGGUCUGUUGUUGAUGCACCAGUUGACGAAGACUUUCUACAAGAAACCAGUGCUGACAUUCCAACUCUUUGUGCUCCGGAUGACGUUCCGGACUAUGAAGGUGAUGAAGAUGGAUUUGGAGAUUCGGAUACUGAAAAUGAAGUGUUGCCUGAUGCCCCUCCAGAUGAGUCUAGUUUCAAAUCUACUGAUAGUGAGGACGAGGAUGAGGAUGACGGAUUUUGGGAUGAUGAUACCGAUGAUGAUCUUAGUGCUGAUGGGGAGGAUGAUUCAACUGAGAUUUAGGAGAUUGAUUGUAACCUUGUUUUGACUUUUUAAUUAUGUAAUCUUAAUGGAUUUCAAUUUAUUUUAAAAGACCAUCCUAGUUUCAAUGUGAUAUACUUGUGUGAAUAUGUUAUUAUUUAUAUUUUGCAAAGCCAAGGUUAUGUGUGACAAUAGCUUAUAGAUCGUGAUAUAACAUGGCUAUAUGAUUUUUACCGAUAUUCAUAAUGUUUUUCUUA
Messenger RNA from Chenopodium quinoa (quinoa), 2144 nucleotides. RefSeq names its product pheromone-processing carboxypeptidase KEX1-like. The record is from RefSeq and is a predicted model, not a curated record. Bases 1465 to 1929 code for a protein of 154 amino acids. NCBI's taxonomy places the organism in Eukaryota, Viridiplantae, Streptophyta, Magnoliopsida, Caryophyllales, Amaranthaceae. The transcript is spliced from 2 exons.